This is a messenger RNA of Salmo salar (Atlantic salmon), 2075 nucleotides long. RefSeq names its product LHFPL tetraspan subfamily member 6 (gene lhfpl6). Lineage: Eukaryota; Metazoa; Chordata; Actinopteri; Salmoniformes; Salmonidae. Gene Ontology annotation, cellular component: membrane. The record is from RefSeq and is a predicted model, not a curated record.
UUCUGCUGCUCACAGAAUAAUUGUGUUCAAGCCGACGUCGUCGUCACUCACUUCGAAGCCAAGGAAUGUUGCUCUGGUCACUGCAUUGGGACAGAGGUGUUUUCAGUUUCCCGUUAACUCCAGAACGCGGACCGCUUUGCCUAUAGUAACUGAGCGAGUUUGACAUAUUGUAUAUUUUUUUUCGAUAAACGAGAGCUGUACCGACGGUGGGCACUUUAUUGAAGUCUUGUUGCUCUGCUCUUUAUCAAUUACAUUGAACUUUGAAAUCCACCUCUCACCUACACGUUUGGGAUCACGUUGAGGAAUUGAAACGUAAGAUUUUUGAAAACUUUCCCUUGCGUUACAAGAAUAGAAUAGAAUGCUCGACACAAUGUAUGUUUGCUUCGAAAUUAAGCGCCUAUGGUGCCGAGAUGAAAGGAAUUAGGAAAUAUCUAUGAACACACGGACAUCUAUGCCUGAGCGGGGUCAUCAUACAGAGAAGAGGCUGGAUGAGGAACACUGCUGGUGCUAGCCUGGACAUUAUUCAUCAACAACAGAGCUGCUGAUAAAAGCAAACAACUUCUGUGGGAUAAAAAAAAAAAAAAAUUGGGGUCAUCGUUGUUGCUGGUCACUGAGAUACUGAGAUAUGGGUUCUAGCCUGACAUGUGCGGGCGUGGUGUGGGCUCUGCUCUCCUUCCUGUGUGCGGCGGCCUCCUGUGUGGGUUUCUUUAUGCCAUACUGGCUCCUAGGGUCCCAGAUGGGUAAACCGGUCUCCUUUGGGACCUUCCGGCGGUGCUCGUACCCGGUGCGUGAUGAGGUUCACCAGGCCACGGUGAUGCUGGAGCAGUGCGGGCGUUACGCCUCGUUUCAGGGUAUCCCCAGUCUGGAGUGGAGGAUCUGUACGGUGGUGACAGGGGUGGGCUGUGGCCUGCUGCUCCUGGUGUCCCUCACGGCCCUGAUGGGCUGCUGUGUAUCUGACCUCAUCUCCAGGACCAUUGGACGGGUGGCCGGGGGCAUCCAGUUUGUAGGGGCGUUGCUGAUUGGGUCGGGGUGUGCACUCUACCCUCUAGGUUGGGACAGUGAGGAAGUCCGACAGACAUGCAGCAACAUAUCCAACCAUUUUGAGCUUGGUUCUUGUGAGAUUGGCUGGGCGUUCUACUGCACAGGAGCAGGGGCAGCAGCAGCCAUGAUGUUAUGUACCUGGAUGGCCUGCUUCGCUGGGAAGAGACAGAAGCAAUACCCGUACUGAUGGCAUCAAGGCAGGACAGCCAUGAUGACAACUUGAAACAACACUUGUCAUCACCAAACAUUUGAGACUCAGAGCAAGGGAGAAUAUCAGGGGGACAGAGUCUGUAGGCUAGCUAUGCACUCUGUCAUAAGUGAAAAGUAAAAGAGCGGACCACCUUGUGCUGUAUUUGAUGCUGCAGUAGAAAGCAAUACACAACACAUGUAAUGAGACACUCCAUUGUUCUGCAGAGCACUUCAAAGAGUGGAGUCUACAUACUUGGUUGUCAUUGACAGUAAGAGCAACAACAUGUGUUUCCAUCUCUCUUUUCUAUUUUCCAUGUUUUGUUUGGUUGCUCCUCUAUUCCCCCUCUAGUCUGUCGUGUUCCAGUCCCUAUACUAUAACUCUUCAUCGUAACUGAAGUAAUGGCACAACCUGUGGUAAAGAGAAAUUACUCUACUUUUGAUGUUACUUUGUUAUUGUGAGUAUUUUAUAUCCUGUAUUUAAUUAAUAUGUUAUGUACCCCCAUGUUGGCUUAGUGUUGCCUUAAAUAUAUAAACCUUUACUGGUAACUUGCAAUAAUCUUGAACUGUUAUCAUGUCUAUUUACAGUAUAUCUAUAAACAGGGACUAUUGAAGUCCCUAACCAUGUACAUCUGUCAAAUUUGAAUGAUGUAUGUUUUGUGUAUUAUGUUUAUUCUAUUAUAAUAACAUAUUCGCACCUUUUGUAUGAAACACUAUGUCUAAUUUGACUUGGUUUUGUAAAUACAUUGUAAAUAAAUAUUGUUACUUUGAAGUCUUAAUUAACAAAUAAAACGUUCAGCAGUGGAGAAGUUGUAGUUCCACUGCUGCGCCACUUUAUCUGAAUUGAA